GGGGCACGAGGGAAGGAAAGGGGCGGAGCCUCGUGUCCAAGCUGUCAGGCGCUCGGCUUCUCGGCUCCGUGAGCUUCCCGGUCCGUGUGGCAUCAUGACGGCGCACAGCUUCGCGCUGCCGGUGAUCCUCUUCUCCAUCUUCUGGGGCCUCGUGGGCUUCGCGGGGCCGUGGCUCGUGCCGAAGGGGCCCAACCGCGGAGUGAUUAUUACCAUGUUGGUGACCACAGCUGUUUGCUGCUACCUCUUCUGGCUUAUAGCAAUUCUGGCCCAACUUAACCCACUGUUUGGGCCCCAGCUGAAGAAUGAGACCAUCUGGUAUGUGCGCUUCUUGUGGGAGUGACUUGGAUGGCUAUAGAUGCAACAGAGUUGGAAAAUACUGCAAGGGCAUCCAGUCUAACCCAUUUUUGCCAUGCAGGAACACACAAUCAAAACACUCCUGACAGACAGACAUCCAGCCUCAGCUUAAAAACCUCCAAAUAAAAAGACUCCUUCCUAAAAGGGUUGCAGGCUUUGCUGGUGGAAGAAUGCCCAGUGAAAUCAGACCAGGUGGCCGAUUCUCACCACAAUUAUCAGGAAUUCCCUCCCCUCCAAUUGCUGGAAAUUGCAACCAUCUCAAGCCUCCACUAGUAAUUUCUUUUGUAUAUGAUUCUUACUGUAUUGUAUAUGUCUGUUUUGGUAUGCAGCUUUCCCUUUACUCUAUGUUCUUGAGGUUGUGGGAGGGGCUACAGACUACAUGAUCAGAUCUGAAACUGCUGAGAGCUGAAACUCCAUUUUAGAACACAGAAUGCUUUAGCCAUGAGACUGCUUGGAACUGAGACUCCAUUAGAGCACAGGCAGAGAGAUGCUAUUUAGACUAUGGAUUGUUAAGAGCAAAUUCAUGUUGCUGUUGAUUAUCAGAAAGAUGCCCUGUGUUAUCUGCACAGAGAAAACACUUCAAAUCUAUCUGUAACUGGAUCGACAAGUUAUGUACCUGUAUGCUGAAUACAUGAAGGUUGUGAGGAAACCAGAUAUAUUACUUUCAAUAAAGUACUUUAUUUUUGUCUCUUGA
Messenger RNA from Anolis carolinensis (green anole), 1048 nucleotides. RefSeq names its product ATPase H+ transporting V0 subunit e2 (gene atp6v0e2). The coding region runs from base 95 to 340 and encodes 81 amino acids. Gene Ontology annotation, biological process: proton transmembrane transport. The record is from RefSeq and is a predicted model, not a curated record. NCBI's taxonomy places the organism in Eukaryota, Metazoa, Chordata, Lepidosauria, Squamata, Anolidae. Gene Ontology annotation, molecular function: proton-transporting ATPase activity, rotational mechanism. Gene Ontology annotation, cellular component: proton-transporting V-type ATPase, V0 domain. The transcript is spliced from 4 exons.